CGGCCGGAGCGCCCCGCCGGUCCCCUCCUCAGGCGGGGACAGGCUCCGCCUCCCCCGGGCUUAUGACACUGGAACCUCCUUAAGUUGCGUCUCGCCACAGCUGUCUGUAAGCACUGAGCCGGCUGGCGCCAUCCUGCUCCUUUCAGAAAGAAUGCCUUCCCUGUAAAAAAAAAAAAAAAAAAAAAAAAGAGAGAGAGAGAGAGAGAGAAAGAAAAAAAAAAAAAGAGAGAGAGAGGAAAAAAAAAUAGAGAAAAAAAUUGGGCGAGCGAGAGAGCACAAUCUGAUCUGAUCAAGCACUUUCAGCUUCAUCCCUCCUGGGUCACAUACUGCUUCUCCACCAAGGUGAUCAAAGAAGACAAACAUCUGCAACAGAGCGGAAGAUACGAAGGGACCUCACUUCGCAGAGAACUUUUUUCCCUGAUUUUUUUUUUGUUUUCCUUUUUUUUUGUCCUUUUCAAAUUUUAUUAUUUUCCCAGUUUUUUCUUUCUUUUUUUUUUUUUUUUUUUUUUUUAAAUUUUUUCUUUUGGAAUCGAUCGUUUAUCACCAUAACCCCCCCUUCCUCCGCUUUAAAACAAACCUAACCAGAAACAUCCCCCAAACUCGCCGAGCACUUUUCCCGCCCUGCAUUAACUCCAGCAGCGUCUCCCCCUCCGAUCUCAAGCCCUCCGCGCCUUGCUGAGGAGGAGGAGGAGGAGGAGGAGGAAGAGCAGCGGCGGAGCAGCGAGCGCGGAAGAUGGAGGUCUCCACGGACCAGCCGCGGUGGGUGAGCCACCACCACCCGGCCGUGCUCAAUGGGCAGCACCCGGACUCGCAUCACCCCACGCUUGGCCAUACCUACAUGGACCCCACGCAGUAUCCUCUCGCCGAGGAAGUGGAUGUACUUUUUAAUAUCGACGGACAAGGCAACCCCGUCCCUCCGUACUACGGCAACUCCGUGAGAGCCACCGUGCAGAGAUACCCCACGGCCCACCACGGGAGCCAGGUGUGCCGCCCCCCGCUGCUGCACGGCUCGCUGCCCUGGCUGGAUGGGAGCAAGGCGCUGAGCAGCCACCACAGCGCUUCCCCCUGGAACCUCAGCCCCUUCUCCAAGACCUCCAUCCAUCACAGCUCACCGGGACCCCUUUCCGUCUACCCACCCGCCUCCUCUUCCACUUUAUCCGCCGGCCACUCCAGCCCGCAUCUUUUCACCUUCCCGCCGACCCCUCCUAAAGAUGUGUCCCCGGAUCCGUCCAUCUCCACCCCUGGCUCCACUGGCUCCACCCGGCAGGACGAGAAGGAAUGCAUCAAAUACCAGGUGUCCCUGGCCGACACCAUGAAGCUGGAGUCCUCUCACUCUCGGAGCAGCAUGGCCUCUUUAGGAGGAGCCACCUCCUCCGCUCAUCACCCCAUCACUACCUACCCACCGUAUGUCCCAGAAUAUGGCUCUGGACUUUUUCCCCCCAGUAGCCUCUUAGGAGGAUCGCCAACCGGGUUUGGGUGUAAAUCGCGACCGAAAGCACGGUCAAGCACAGAAGGCAGGGAGUGUGUAAAUUGUGGGGCUACCUCAACCCCCCUGUGGAGAAGAGACGGCACCGGGCACUAUUUGUGUAACGCCUGCGGACUCUAUCACAAAAUGAACGGGCAGAACCGGCCCCUGAUCAAACCCAAGAGAAGGCUGUCUGCAGCCAGGAGGGCGGGCACGUCCUGUGCAAACUGUCAGACCACCACUACCACCCUGUGGAGGAGAAAUGCCAACGGCGAUCCCGUCUGUAACGCCUGCGGGCUCUACUACAAGCUGCACAAUAUUAACAGACCCCUGACUAUGAAGAAGGAAGGAAUUCAGACCAGAAACCGAAAAAUGUCUAGCAAAUCCAAAAAGUGCAAAAAGGUCCAUGACAACCUCGAAGACUUUCCCAAGAGCAGCUCCUUUAACCCCGCCGCCCUCUCCAGACACAUGUCCUCCAUCAGCCACAUUUCACCUUUCAGUCACUCCAGCCACAUGCUGACUACACCGACACCGAUGCAUCCUCCAUCCAGCCUCUCCUUUGGACCUCACCAUCCUUCCAGUAUGGUCACUGCCAUGGGUUAGCAAGAGACUGCCCUGCUGAAUGCUUACAGUCUCAAAAUGAGAUUUACUUUAUAUACUUGCAUUUUUGCAGGCGUGUGGUUAUGGGUCUGACGUCCCGAAUCAAAUGGGAGGGGGAAAAAAAAAAAGGAUUAAAAAAAAUAAAAUAAAAAAAAGGUUAUUUGAAGGCAUAAGAGAGAGAAAAAAAUUAAAAACACAGAAAAAAACUACAAAAAGCACAAAAAAGGAAAAAAAAGAAAAAAAGAGAAAAAGCAAAAAAAAAAAGUUUUAAAAAAGUGAUGUUUGCCACUUUUUAAAGGAACUCACUAUGGCGUCUAUGUAUUCUUACCCACUGAAUCUGGAUACCAUUUGUGAAUAAGCCAUUCAGAACUUGCAUUCCCUAUUGGACAGGAUCUCUAGUGCUGUGAAAAAAAUAAAAUAAAAUAAAAUAAAAAACGCUGAACAUUGCAUAUAACUUAUAUUGUAAGAAAUACUGUACAUUUGAGGAAGACUUUAUUGCAUCUGAGGAGCUGUAAAGAAAAAAAAAAGGCAUGAAGGACUCCGAGAGAAUUUUUUUUAAAAGGAAAAGAAAAAAAAAAAAAGAAGAUGGGAGGACAAUUUAAAAACCAGAAAAACAAACAAUGCAGACCAAGAGGAAACGCGGUCUUACGAACAAAUGGACCAACUGCCAGUCAUGUCUUCUCCUUUUAUUUUAUUUUUAUUUUUUUUUUUUUUUUUUGUUGGUUUUCUUUUCGGUUUCUUUUGUUUCCGGGGAGGGGGAGGGGGCUGGCUAGAACGGUUUUGAUGAUGCAUUAACUAACUAACUAACUAACUAACUAAAUAAAUAAAUAAAAGCUGUAGGGAGAUCAUUCAUUUUUGGGCCACGGGCCUUUUACAUAGGAAGUACCAAUGGUGUCAGGCAAUCAGUGUUAACAUGCGGACAUUGCCAACAAGGGGGUUUCAGAUAGCCAUUCUCCAGGUCUAUACGCAUUGUGAACAAGUUCCUGUAAUUGUUGUUUGUAUGUAUAAUUCAACGCACCAAAAUAAGAAAGAUGUAGAUUUAUUUCAUCCUAUUAUACAGACUGAAUGGUUGUACAAAUUUAUUUACUGCUAGUGAUAAGACCUGCUUUUUUUUUUUUUGUUGUUUUCGUUUUGUUUUCAUAUUUUUUCCUCCUUUUUUUUUUUUUUUUUGGAGAAUAAACUAGAUUAAAUUCUGUUGACUUAACAGUGUUUUGUGCUUGGGGGCGGGAAAAGGAAUAUUUUUCUUUCUUUACUGAUUUUUCUUAAAGUUUGUUUGGAUGGUAUUUGUUGCAUAGUUACCACGGGUAUGGGAAUGUGUGUCUCUGCGCUCAUGCUGACGGCCAAAGCAAUGUUUGCAGUGGCUUGAUAAAAAAAAAAGAUAAAUCACAGAACAAAGGAAAAAAACCCUCAAAAAUAAAUGGACUGCAUGUUAGUGUAA
Pseudopipra pipra is the source of this 3503-nucleotide messenger RNA. RefSeq names its product GATA binding protein 3 (gene GATA3). Gene Ontology annotation, molecular function: zinc ion binding; RNA polymerase II cis-regulatory region sequence-specific DNA binding; DNA-binding transcription factor activity, RNA polymerase II-specific. Bases 734 to 2068 code for a protein of 444 amino acids. The transcript is spliced from 6 exons. The record is from RefSeq and is a predicted model, not a curated record. Gene Ontology annotation, biological process: immune system development; regulation of epithelial cell differentiation; positive regulation of transcription by RNA polymerase II. NCBI's taxonomy places the organism in Eukaryota, Metazoa, Chordata, Aves, Passeriformes, Pipridae. Gene Ontology annotation, cellular component: nucleus.